CAAAAAAAAAAGGGAGAAAAACACAUUCUUUUCUCAAUUCUCACAAAUGGAGAUUAAACCCAUAAUUACUUUCUUGUUCUUGGGAACAGUUGUUUUACUUACAUUCCCUAGAACAUGUCUAGCUUCAGAUAACAGAAGAUUUCUUUCAACUCCCAAGAAUAUAGUUAACAAAUACUUGAAACCCCACAAUAAAAUUAGAGCAAAACUAGGCUUGCCACCACUCAAAUGGAGUGAGCAGCUAGCUAACUACGCACGGUGGUGGGCACACCAACGGCAGGGUGACUGUGCAAUGAUACAUUCGGGUUCUGAUUACGGUGAGAACCUCUUCUGGGGAAGCACCGGGAGGCAGUGGGGCCCGGCAGACGCGGUGGCAUUUUGGGUUAAUGAAAAGAGUUUCUACAACUACUAUACUAACUCUUGUGCUCAGGGAAGAGAAUGCUUGCAUUACACACAGAUCAUUUGGAAGCAUAGCAAGAAAGUGGGAUGUGCAAAAGUUACUUGCAGAAAUGGGUAUACGUUUAUUGGUUGUAAUUAUGAUCCUCAUGGAAAUAUCCUUGGACAAAAGCCUUUCUGAAGUAUCUACUGUAACCUGGCCUGUAGCAAAAAUUACUGAACUUCUGAAUCUGUACUGUGUAAGACCCCAAGAUAGAUGGUAAUUUCAAGCAAAGAUGUAAAGUUUUGGCUCAACUUUUGCAAGUUUUUAACAAAGAACAAGUAUAUAAGAGUAAGACCCUCUUUUGGGUUUGAUAAAACCUCUAGGAUAAAAUGGUAAUUAUAUAUAUUUAUUUUAGUACAUGUAAGAGUUCCCUUUUCGAAAAUUUCAAAAGAGUGGCUAUUUGGCUAAAUUUUAGUUAGCGAAAAUUUUCUCCAA
Messenger RNA from Beta vulgaris subsp. vulgaris (sugar beet), 871 nucleotides. Its product is annotated as pathogenesis-related protein PRB1-2-like. The transcript has a single exon. Lineage: Eukaryota; Viridiplantae; Streptophyta; Magnoliopsida; Caryophyllales; Amaranthaceae. Gene Ontology annotation, cellular component: extracellular region. The record is from RefSeq and is a predicted model, not a curated record. The coding region runs from base 47 to 574 and encodes 175 amino acids.